Exophiala xenobiotica is the source of this 3776-nucleotide messenger RNA. Its product is annotated as leucine-tRNA ligase. Lineage: Eukaryota; Fungi; Ascomycota; Eurotiomycetes; Chaetothyriales; Herpotrichiellaceae. The record is from RefSeq and is a predicted model, not a curated record. Gene Ontology annotation, molecular function: ATP binding; leucine-tRNA ligase activity; aminoacyl-tRNA deacylase activity. Gene Ontology annotation, biological process: leucyl-tRNA aminoacylation. The transcript is spliced from 3 exons. The coding region runs from base 95 to 3454 and encodes 1119 amino acids.
AUUCAACCUAUCCGUAUAGUCUUGCAUCUUGCGCAUCUACACACGGAGGGCGCCCUGUCUACCAAGUAGACAGAGCCUCAGUCAGUGCGCCAAUAUGGCGACCCAGAUACCUGUCGAUCCGACCUUAGUCUCGGCCAAUACUCUCAAACUUGAGAAUACGCACAACAGAGAUGUCUUGAUCGCGAUCGAGAAGAAAUACCAACAAGAAUGGCAGAAGAACAAAGUCUUCGAGUCAGACGCCCCAUCUACGAGCGAAAUUCCUUUCAGCUCAGUCCCGGCGGCGGAGAUUCGAGAAAAGCACCCAAAAUAUUUCGGCACCUUCGCAUAUCCUUAUAUGAACGGCUCCUUGCAUGCCGGACACAGCUUUACCGUCAGCAAAGUCGAGUUCACCGCCGGCUUCGCACGCUUGACCGGAAAACGAGUCCUCUUUCCCCUCGGUUUCCACUGCACUGGUAUGCCAAUCAAGGCAUGCGCGGACAAGCUUGUUGAAGAUGUAAGGAGGUUUGGUAAAACCUUUGAGAACUAUCACGAAGAAGAGGAACAUGAGACGCCGGAGUCCAAUGGCGUUCCUGUUGCUCCCACGCAGGGUAUCAAUGUCAAAGACGACAUCACGAAGUUCAAGAGCAAGAAGGGCAAACAAGCAGCGAAGACGGUCAAGGCCAACUACCAAUUCCAGACGAUGUUGGCCAUGGGUAUACCGAAAGAGGAGAUUCACAAGUUCGCCGAUGCGAACUACUGGCUUGAAUACUUCCCGCCUCUAUGCGAACAAGAUUUGAUCGACUUUGGAGCAAGGAUAGACUGGCGGCGGAAGUUUGUCACAACCGAUGCAAAUCCAUACUACGAUGCUUUCGUCCGAUGGCAGAUGAACCGCUUACACGAGAUGAACAAGAUCUUAUACGGCAAGAGAUACACCAUUUACAGUCCCAAGGAUGGCCAACCUUGUAUGGACCACGACCGAACGAAAGGCGAGGGCGUUGGUCCGACAGAGUACACUGCGCUCAAGUUGAAAGUCAAAGAGUGGUCUCCAGAGGCUGCUAAAGAAGUGGAGUCGAAGAUACCAAAAGAUGCAAGUGUCUAUUUCGUACCUGCGACGUUAAGACCCGAAACGAUGUACGGCCAGACGUGUUGUUUUGUGGGACCUAAGAUCAAAUACGGCAUUUUCAAGGUGUCGGAGAAGGAGUACUACGUCGUCACGAAGAGAGCCGCCUGGAACAUGGCGUUCCAGGGCACAUUCUUCGAUGAAGCUCAUUUCCCUCGGGAUCAGAGUGAGCUGCAGCCUGUGGUGGAGUUGCCAGGGUCUGCUUUUGUCGGCACCUUGGUCAAGGCCCCGUUGUCGGUACAUACUGAGGGUGUUCGAAUAUUGCCCAUGGAGACUGUCUCAGCAACGAAAGGAACGGGUGUUGUUACGUCAGUCCCAUCAGACAGUCCCGAUGACUUCGCUACUGUGAGAGAUCUGGCCAAGAAGGCGGAUUUCUACGGCAUCAAGAAAGAAUGGGCUGAGCUUGAGAUUAUUCCUAUCAUCGAUACACCGGCAUACGGAAACCUCGCCGCGAAAUAUUUGGUUGACGCGAAAAAGAUCCAGUCGCCCAAGGACGCGACACUGUUGGCUGAAGCGAAGGACAUGGCAUAUAAGGAAGGGUUUUACAAUGGCACGAUGUUGGUGGGCGAGUUCAAAGGCGAGAAGGUCUCCGAAGCGAAAGACAAAGUCCGAAACUCGUUGAUCAAGUCCGGCGACGCUUUCCCUUUCGCUGACCCUUCUGCCGAGGUCAUCAGUCGAAGCGCCGACGAAUGUGUGGUUGCUUAUGUUCCGCAGUGGUUCUUGAACUACGGAGAGAACGAUAAGGAGUGGCAGCAGACGGUCCUGGAGUACGUCAAAAACGGUCUUGAGACUUACACACAUGAGACACAAAACCAGUUUGUCGCGAACUUGGAAUGGCUGAACCAAUGGGCGUGCGCGAGAACAUAUGGUCUCGGCUCGAAGCUGCCCUGGGAUCCUAAAUUCUUGGUCGAGAGCCUGAGCGACAGUACGAUUUACAUGUCCUACUACACAAUCGCGCAUUUCCUGCACGGUGACAAGUUUGGCAAGACGCCUGGCUUGCUCAACAUCAAGGACGAACAGAUGACUGACGACGUCUGGGACUAUAUCUUCACGAGGACGAACGACGUGCAGAAUGUGUCCAAGUCGUCCAAGAUUUCAGUCGACGAUCUUCAAACCCUCCGACGGUCGUUCGAGUAUUGGUAUCCUCUUGACAUGAGAUCCUCAGGAAAGGACCUCAUUCCCAACCACCUCACCUUUUUCCUGUAUAUCCACCUCGCUAUCUUCCCUCGUGAAUACUGGCCUAGAUCGGUCCGAUCGAACGGCCAUCUCCUGCUCAACGGCGACAAAAUGAGCAAGUCGACCGGCAACUUCUUGACCUUGAGUCAAGCAGUAAAAAAGUUCGGCGCUGACGCCACGCGGAUAGCUCUUGCCGACGCCGGUGAUGGUAUGGAAGACGCAAACUUCGAAGAAAAGGGCGCCAACGCCGCCAUUAUGCGCAUGUACACACUCAAAGAGUGGAUUGAAGAUGUCUUGAAAGAUCCAAGCCUUCGACAGACGCAAGGCGAAGUCAUCUGGGACAAGUUAUUUGAAGACGAGAUGAAUUUGCUUGUACACGAGGCGUAUCAGCAUUACUCCGACACGAACUACAAACUCGCCCUGAAAUCCGCCCUGUACGACUUCCAAUCCGCCCGUGACUUCUACCGCGAAGCAUGUCUGUCCAGUGGUACGCCGAUGUCUCGCCCCCUUGUCCAGCGAUACGUGGAAUUACAAUCCCUCCUCAUCGCGACCAUUGCCCCGCAUUGGGCUGAGUACAUGUGGCUCGAGGUGCUGCACAAGGACGACUCGAUCCAGAAUGCGCGCUGGCCCGAGGUCCCUACCGCGAACCCCGGUUUGACGGCGAUGAGAGAGUAUGUCAAAGGCACGAGCAGCAACAUCACGAGCGCGGAGGCGCAGGCGGCGAAGAAAAUGGCAAAGGGCAAGAGUGCGGCAUUUGAUCCAAGAAAACCGAAACGAAUCACGAUCUUCGUGGCGAAGAGCUUCCCGGCCUGGCAAGACAAGUAUGUUGACUUGGUGAGAGAGAUGCUCGAGAAGAGCACACUGGAUGAUGACAGGGCAUUGAACGGACAGGUCGCAAAGAUGGGUAAAGGCCCGGAGAUGAAGAAGGCCAUGCCUUUUGUACAGGCGUUGAAGAAACGGCUUGUUGUCAACAACGAGAGUCCCGAAACUGUGUUUGAACGGAAGUUGCCGUUCGAUGAGGUGGAGAUCCUGAAUGACAUGAAGAAGGGGUUGAUGAGGACGACGGGCUGUAAGGAUGUGGUUGUUACGGUCGUGGGCGAGGACAAGACUGGACUGCCCGUGAUGGCGGAACAUGCGGUUCCGGGGUUGCCCUCGUUCUUGUUUGAGAACGUGGAGUAAAAGCAAGAACGCUGAGACGAAUGAUGAGAAGGAGGCAGUGUCGAAAAGCAAAGGACGGGAUGUGAUGCAACGGAUACAAGGGGGCCCACGGAGAGAUUAAGAAGAAACGGAAAGACAUGUCCGGGAAAUAGAAAAUCGACAGAAGAUGUCAGACGCGUGAAGGUAAAGGGAUGAGGCGAGAAGGCCAAAAAGAGCACCGACGGCUCGAGCGAGGAUUUGCAUCGAGGGCUGAUGAUAGACGUACGUGCAUUGUCUGGCUCCCGGGUAGACAGAAAAAGAGAAAUCCAGAGAUCUUGAACAGGUCUCCAUCAAGUAAUGUGGC